GUCCCUGAACUAUCAAUUGUCUGUUAACGUUACUUACUCCAGAUGAAUGGCUUUUUCGUAUGACAAGAGCUUUACCGCUCACGAGCUAUUUUGACUUCAACACGAAAUCUCUGUGACAUCGAAUGAUCAUUGUGGCUGGCUGAUGUCACCCUAACAUCACAAACGUUCUCAGGUCUCAUUAGACUUUCAUAAGGUUAGGUUAGUUGGCUAGUUAGCUGGCUAGCUAGCCAGCUAGCUACGAGCAUUUCGUUAUUGUUGGGUAAUCCGCGAUCAAUGUAAAAACUCGGGGGAUUUUUGCUUCAAAAUGGACCUUAAUUUUUAUUCUGGGCUUUCUGACAGUUGUGCUCAAAAUGUUAAUUCUGAGUUUUUGGAUAGCCAAGCAUAUGGUGGAUACACCGAGGAAAAUAAGUUUCCAGAGGGCAGCGAUAGUUACCUAACCAUGGGUGGCGGUGCUCACCACUUUUUGUCCGCUGAGCAGACUUUCCACACCCCCAGUCUUGGCGAUGAAGUUUUUGAGAUUCCACCCAUCUCACUCGACCCAGACACAUCCCUAAAUAUUGCUGAAGCAGUUUCUCACUUCGAGUUGUCAGAUGGCACCGUGGGACCUUCGGGUCCUCAUAACCUGGUUGACAACCUGGUGGUGGAAGCCAACGAUCCGUCUUUUGCAUCCCCCUUUGUGAACACCGGCUCCCAAGACCUGGAGCAUCUCAACAUGGUGCCCAUGGCACAGGCGAAUGGAGGAGCCCUUCUCAGUUCCUCAUCAUUGGAGCUGAGUAACAGCAGCGGCUCCCAUUUUGCCACCUCGUCUCCAAUGACCAUUGAUGUUCAACUUCCCGACAUCGCUCAUGGUCUUUUAGGAAGUGGUCAGCUGUCCAUGAUUAACCAGACGGAGCUAGUGCUGGGGCUAGGAGGAGAAUACACAGGACCUCCUUCAGGGACCUCAGAACCGCCACUGUCGACGACACCUUCUCCAGCUGGUUCCUUACAAGAUGAGGAUAUGGAUGACUUCAAGAAGAGUGUGCUGGUAGACUCCCCCAUGUCUCUGCCCUCACCCUCAGUCUCCCAUCCAGCCGUCCAGUCCUCAGUCUCACUGGCAACAAUCAAAAGGGCCGUAGGGACAGCAACCACAUCAGCGACAGUUUCCAAAACAAGCCGGCCCAAGAAAGACCCCAAUGAACCACAAAAGCCGGUUUCUGCGUAUGCUCUUUUUUUUCGAGACACCCAAGCUGCUAUCAAGGGCCAAAAUCCAAACGCUUCUUUUGGAGAGGUGUCAAAGAUUGUGGCUUCCAUGUGGGACAGCCUGGCCGAGGAGCAGAAACAGGUGUAUAAAAAAAAAACUGAUGCUGCCAAGAAGGAAUAUUUAAAAGCGCUGGCAGCUUAUCGAGCCAGUCAACUGUCAAAGCCUGCCUGUGACGAGACUGCACCUUUGCCACCUCUGCCCGAUGUCAGCCAAGCCCCUGCAGCCGUCCCCUUUGUUAGUCACCAGGUCGUCCGUCCGGCAAAUAACGUCGAAGAGAAUACCAUCACCAACAUUUGUGCCUCCAACAUUAUUCUGGAUAUCCCAGAGAGGGCGACUCGAUCCCGCACGGGCGCAAGCAAAACAGCGGUGGCCCCAGCGGCGGCAGUCGCGCCGCCGCCGCCGCCCCCCCAGACCAUCACCAAGAUCCUAAUUCCCAAACACAUGCUUCAGGCAGGGGGCCAGUUUGUCACCUUGCUUCCCGGUGGCCUCCACACUUUGCAACCCACCCUGGUGGUGACCGGCGGCCCUCGCCAGCCGCCACCCCUGCAGCAGAUGCAGAAUGCGCCCCCGCCGCCACCACUCCAACAGAUGGCGCCAGCGCCGCCGCGCUUACUCCUGGCCAAACCUCGGGAGGGUGGAAGUGCGGCAGGACUCCCCGUGUCCAUCACAGCUGCCCCUCCGCCUCCGCUUCAGAUCAAAAUAGUUCCCGCCUCUUUGCAGAGAAAAGACACGCAGCCCAUCAUCAUCCCUGCCACGCCUACUGUGACGUCAACAGUUUCUGGAGCCCCACUUUUAGCAGGAGUGCAGCAUGAUGACGAGGUUGUGUCAGAGGUGCUGCCUUCAGAAGAGGAUGAAAUGGAAGUGACAGAGUCGUGUGAAGAUGCCUCGUUGCCGUGUGUCUGCGUGAGGUCCGGCUGCACGAACCCGGCUGUAGAGAGUGAAGAUUGGGACAAAGAAUAUUGCAGUAACGAGUGUGUGGCCUCUCACUGCAGUGAUAUUUUCAAAGCUUGGUGCUCCAUCAGGAACCAGACCAUGGGAACGGUAAAAUAAUCUGCAGAUUAUCAACUAGCGUUGUACUGCAAAUUGGACAUUCCUACUGUUAAAAGGAUUGAAGCGGGCUGGCAUCUUGCCAGUCUUCUGCCUUCUCCUCAAUAGGAAGAUGAGAUGGCCUGUAGUCAGGCACCAGGAUUUGUGUUUUUUUUUAGCAUCCAGUGUUGUUCAAUCUGCGUCUUUUGUGUUACUUUAAUAAUGAUAAAAGCAAUUAAGUCUUUUUCUCUGGAAAUAAUAAGUAUUUUGGUAUCAGUAGGUGGAAUUUAUAAGAGUUGCUCCUAG
Messenger RNA from Syngnathus acus (greater pipefish), 2572 nucleotides. Its product is annotated as TOX high mobility group box family member 4-B-like. The transcript has 9 exons. Gene Ontology annotation, biological process: regulation of transcription by RNA polymerase II. Gene Ontology annotation, cellular component: nucleus. The record is from RefSeq and is a predicted model, not a curated record. Bases 305 to 2290 code for a protein of 661 amino acids. Gene Ontology annotation, molecular function: chromatin DNA binding. NCBI's taxonomy places the organism in Eukaryota, Metazoa, Chordata, Actinopteri, Syngnathiformes, Syngnathidae.